UCUGCUUUCGUUCAGUCAAAUCAAGCAGCUCGUAGUACCCGCCACUUCCACCGCCGAAGUUCGAGCUCCGAUUACCGUCAGUGCCAUAGAGUUAGGGUUCCGGCGAGGAAAAUGGACAGCGAGGACUGGAGGAAGGAGAAACUUGCGCUAGUGCUCAUCGUCGUCCUCGCUGUCCUCGCAACUUCCUCGCUGCUGAUCGCGUUUAGUUACUACUGCUAUAUUCGCUACAAAGUCUCCAUCCACCGGAAGGCAUUGAGAAGUGAGGUUGAAGAGGAGGGUAAUGCCGUGGGUGGUGACAGCGGCGAGGUUAGAGCUGUGGUAAGCGAGAGGGGUGUUCAGGUGUUCACGUACAAGCAGCUCCAUAUGGCGACGGCCGGGUUCGGUAAGGCCAAUAUCGUUGGUCAUGGAAGCUUUGGUUCGGUGUAUAGGGGAGUUCUUCCUGACGGGAGGAAGAUCGCCGUUAAGCUUAUGGAUCGCCCCGGGAAGCAGGGGGAAGAGGAGUUCAAGAUGGAGGUAGAGCUACUCACUCGUCUCCGGUCUCAAUAUUUACUGGGACUGAUUGGCUACUGCUCCGAUAGUCAUCACAGAUUACUUGUGUACGAGUUCAUGGCUAAUGGUGGACUCCAGGAGCACUUAUACCCAACUGCAGGUUCCUGUGGUGGUGUUUCAAAGUUGGACUGGGAAACACGGAUGAUAAUGGCUCUUGAAGCUGCAAGAGGGCUGGAAUACCUUCAUGAGCGUGUUAGCCCGCCUGUAAUUCAUCGAGAUUUCAAGAGCAGCAACAUCCUCUUAGAUAAGAAUUUCCAUGCCAAAGUUUCUGACUUUGGCUUAGCCAAGCUUGGACCUGAAAAAGCUGGAGGCCAUGUUUCCACACGAGUUUUAGGAACACAAGGAUACGUUGCGCCAGAAUAUGCUUUAACUGGACAUUUGACAACAAAAUCAGAUGUGUACAGCUAUGGAGUUGUGCUCUUGGAACUUCUUACAGGCAGGGUUCCUGUUGAUAUGAAGAGGCCUCCUGGAGAAGGUGUCCUGGUAUCCUGGGCUCUCCCUAAACUUACAGACAGGGAGAAAGUCGUUCAAAUCAUGGAUCCUGCAUUGGAAGGCCAAUAUUCUAUGAAAGAUGCCAUACAAGUUGCAGCCAUUGCAGCUAUGUGCGUACAACCUGAAGCUGAUUACAGGCCUCUAAUGGCGGAUGUUGUGCAGUCAUUAGUCCCACUUGUGAAGCAGAAGAAGACAGCCAGUAAUAUUGGAAAUUCUUCUGCUGGCCAAACACCCAAGCCUCCUGGAACUCCUGAGGCUGGUAAAUGAUAUUACUACUUAUCGAUUAGUUAUAUAUAUACAUAUACUGCUUCUGUUACUUGGGAAUGGAGUCUUCUUUCUGUUCUAAUUUACUGUUAUGGGCUUCAGACUUCAGAGGCUGUUGAGCUGAGUAAUUUGAUAAGCUGAAUGGUCUCUCCUACUAAUUAUUAGAAUUUUAUGGAACAAUUUUUGUCUGGAUUAUUCGA
Dendrobium catenatum is the source of this 1505-nucleotide messenger RNA. Its product is annotated as probable serine/threonine-protein kinase PBL7. NCBI's taxonomy places the organism in Eukaryota, Viridiplantae, Streptophyta, Magnoliopsida, Asparagales, Orchidaceae. Gene Ontology annotation, molecular function: protein kinase activity; ATP binding. The transcript is spliced from 6 exons. The coding region runs from base 112 to 1308 and encodes 398 amino acids. The record is from RefSeq and is a predicted model, not a curated record. Gene Ontology annotation, biological process: protein phosphorylation.